AUGUCGGGCUAUGAAACAGCAGUUCGCGGGACUCUGAGGCUGAAGCGGCACAGCGAAGCCGUGGCGGCUGACGAGAAGAAACGCCGGAAAAAGAAGAAAAAUAAGGCGAACAAUGAAGAGGAAACAGGACCAGCAGUAGCUGAUCUGCCCCCAGAGCUCGCAAAUGACCCCGAAGCUGUUGCUGCAGCAGCAGCCAUCCAGGAGGGCAAGAAGCCUGCAGACGCACUCCUGAGUGCCAAAGACAGUGCAGCAGCAGGAGCAGCAGACGCCGGAUCAGAAGCUGCUGCUCCCCCUGAAGACGCAUCCGCAGCUGCACAAACUUCUGCACAAGACGAGGGAGAAGAAGGAUUGAAAACAAGGACAGACAGCCGCAGUCGCAGCAGAGAUCCAUCCAGACCCUCAGACGCGGCGGAUGACUUGGAGGCCUUUAUAGCCGAGAUGAACCCGCGCUGGACUCCGGCGGAAAGGGCUUUCUAUUUGGCGCGGAAGGCGCGAGAGGCAGAGAGAAUCAAGAAGCAGCUGGAGCUGACACAUCGGCAGCGGAUGGAGAAGUUCAACAAGCACUUGGCUUCGCUUUCAGAACCUGCAGAAGCAGCUUUAAGUAAGUGCUGCUGCAUCCUAUUCUACCGUUACAUCAUUUUGUGUUUUAUUUCAUCUGUUUUCCUUCCGUUUCGCCUUAUCAGACUUCGACCAACCGCGCGUAGGCCCCGGCUAACGAAUGGCGAGGAAAGCCCACAUAUUCACCAGGCAGUUGGUUGA
Messenger RNA from Eimeria necatrix, 759 nucleotides. RefSeq lists its product as hypothetical. The coding region runs from base 1 to 759 and encodes 252 amino acids. The transcript has 3 exons. Gene Ontology annotation, cellular component: nucleolus. Lineage: Eukaryota; Apicomplexa; Conoidasida; Eucoccidiorida; Eimeriidae. The record is from RefSeq and is a predicted model, not a curated record.